This is a messenger RNA of Phoenix dactylifera (date palm), 3646 nucleotides long. Its product is annotated as leucine-rich repeat receptor protein kinase HPCA1-like. Gene Ontology annotation, molecular function: protein binding; protein kinase activity; ATP binding. NCBI's taxonomy places the organism in Eukaryota, Viridiplantae, Streptophyta, Magnoliopsida, Arecales, Arecaceae. Gene Ontology annotation, biological process: protein phosphorylation. The record is from RefSeq and is a predicted model, not a curated record.
ACGUCGGGUGCCACAACUUAUCUCUUCUUUGUUGACAUCCACCACCACCUCCUCGAACAGUGGCCUCGUCAGUGGGGAUUGCUGUAGGAAAAGAGGGAACGGUGGAACCACUCCAAUCUCCUUCGAUCCUGAAAUGAUUGUUCCACAGACCCAACAUGCAUGAGUGAGUGAGUAAGUGAGAGAGAGAGCCUCUCGAGACAAUCCAUUGUUGAUUGGCUUUGAAGAUAAGAAGGCUUUUUGGGCAAAGCAUCCUUUGCCAACUUCCAAUCUCGUCAUUUGAUUCCUGCAAGCUAGAAGCCAUGGAGGGGAUCAUGGCAUGGUACGUAGUUGCUAGCUCCUCCUGUGUUGACCCGCUAAACUAAGUGGCUUCUAAUACCGGGCUGAUCAUCGGAGGCCGGCAAGGGGGUGUUAACUCCAUCUUCUCCAAGCUGCUGCAUGGGGACGGGCCUUCUACUGUUGCUUGCAUUCGUUGCAGGCCUUCGUGUCAGUCAUGGCACCACAGAUCCCACAGACGCUGCUGCUCUCCGAUCUCUAAUGGAUACAUGGCAGAACACACCACCAAGUUGGGGGCAGUCAGAUGAUCCCUGUGGUACACCAUGGGAAGGAGUCAGCUGCAGAAAUUCAAGAGUGACCGUCCUGAAACUGUCGACGAUGGGUCUCAAAGGUACAUUAAGUGGUGACAUAGCGCAACUCAGCGAACUCCAAUUCCUGGACCUGUCCUACAAUAAUGAGCUUGGCGGGCAACUUACUGAAAAUAUUGGAAACCUGAAGAAGCUCACCACCUUAAUCUUGGCUGGCUGCAGCUUCAGUGGUAAAAUCCCAGAUGAAAUAGGAGAUCUAGGAAAGCUCACAUUCCUAGCUCUCAAUUCAAAUAAGUUCAUUGGUACGAUACCUGCUUCCCUGGGAACCCUUUCCAAUCUCUACUGGCUAGAUGUGGCAGACAAUCAGUUAACCGGGCCGAUCCCCAUUUCCAAUAAUGGAGCCCCUGGACUGGACCAGCUUUUACACACAGGGCACUUUCAUUUUAACAAGAAUCAGCUAUCAGGUCCCAUCCCUGAACAGCUCUUUAGCUCAAAUAUGACGCUGAUACACAUACUUUUUAAUGGAAAUCAACUUACUGGGGAGAUUCCAGCUUCCAUAGGACUAGUAAAAUCUCUGGAGGUUCUGAGACUUGACAGAAAUUUUCUGAAGGGCUCAGUUCCGUCAAAUAUUAACAGCCUGACAAAUAUCAAUGAACUUAAUUUAGCAAACAACCAGUUAAGUGGACCAAUGCCAAAUCUAACUGGGAUGAACUCCCUCAAUUAUGUGGAUUUAAGCAACAACACAUUUGAUUCUUCAGAAAGCCCAGCUUGGUUCUCACAAUUAGAAUCUCUCACUGCUCUAUUGAUACAAUCCGGAAGGCUUUAUGGGCAAGUGCCAGAAAAGCUGUUCAGCUUUCCUCAACUACAGCUAGUAAUACUUGAUGACAACAAAUUCAAUGGUAACCUUCCCAUGGGCAACAGCAUCAGCCAGAAAUUACAGAUUGUGAGCUUCAAAAAUAACGCCCUUGACUCAGUCACUCUGCAGCCCAGAUAUAACAUGACUUUAAUACUUGUUGGAAACCCUGUGUGCAAUAAUCAGCUCUCAGAUACUACCUAUUGCAGCCUUCAGCAAAAGCAAUCAUUACCUUACUCCACCAGUCUCGCCAAUUGUGGUCCGAAGCAGUGUCCCCCAGAUCAGAGUCUCAGCCCUUCAAAAUGCAACUGUGCUUAUCCAUACGAGGGAGUGAUGUUUUUCGUAGGACCUAGAAUCCGAGAUGUGACAGACAGCACAUUGUUCCAAGAGAUGGAGAGGACCAUGUCGAUAAAACUUGGCCUAGAACCUGGCUCAGUGUUUCUUGAAAACCCAUUCUUCAGUGGUGAUUCUAAUCUGCAGUUGCAAGUAAAACUCUUCCCGUCCGAUGGAAUGUACUUCAACCGGUCUGAGAUUCUGAGAAUUGGGUUUGAUCUGAGCAACCAAAUUUACAGACCUCCAAAAAAUUUUGGACCAUACUAUUUCAUUGCAUCAUCAUACCCUUUCCCAGAUGCGGAAGGAAGAUCCUCAAAGAGCCCUGGUUUGAUCACUGGAAUAUCAGUUGGCUGUGCUCUCCUUGUUCUUGGACUUGUAGGAGCAGGAGUCUAUGCCUUGAGACAGAAGAAACGGGCACGAAGAGCAAUGGAACUAAGUAAACCUUUUGCAUCAUGGACUCGCAGUGGUGAAGAUAGUGGUGGUGCACCACAAUUGAAAGGAGCAAGAUGGUUUUCACUUGAUGAACUAAAGAAAAGCACCGAAAAUUUUUCAGAAACUAAUCAAAUUGGAUCAGGCGGAUAUGGAAAGGUCUAUAGAGGAUUGCUUUCCAGUGGGCAACUAGUUGCAAUCAAGAGGGCACAAGAAGGAUCUAAGCAAGGCGCACUUGAGUUCAAGACUGAAGUUGAGUUGCUAUCUAGGGUUCAUCACAAGAAUCUAGUAACACUUGUAGGUUUCUGCUUCGAGCAAGAGGAGCAGAUGCUGGUAUAUGAGUUCAUGCCUAAUGGAACGCUACGUGAAAGCUUGUCUGGGAAGAGUGGAAUAAAACUGGACUGGAAGAGGAGACUCCGCAUUGCACUAGGCUCGGCAAGAGGAUUAGCUUAUCUUCAUGAACUUGCUGAUCCUCCAAUAAUUCACAGAGAUGUUAAGCCAAGUAAUAUCCUAUUGGAUGAGAACUUUACUGCAAAGGUUGCAGAUUUUGGCCUCUCAAAAUUGGUAUCAGACAGUGAAAAAGGACAUGUUACUACACAAGUAAAAGGAACAUUGGGCUAUCUAGAUCCGGAGUAUUACAUGACACAACAGGUGACAGAGAAGAGUGAUGUUUAUAGCUUUGGGGUGGUGAUGCUAGAGCUGGUAACAGCUAGGCAACCACUAAAGAAGGGCAAGUAUAUUGUUCGUGAGGUCGAGAUGGCAAUAAAUAAAAAUGAUGAAGAGUACUAUGGUCUCAAGGAGAUAAUGGAUCCCAUAAUUCAGAAUACAACAUAUCUCAUAGCCUUCAGACAAUUCAUAGAAUUGGCCAUGUCCUGUGUCAAAGAAUCAGCUGCAGACCGCCCAACAAUGAGCAAUGUUGCAAAGGAAAUUGAGAUGAUGUUGCACAAUGAUGGUCAGGACACAAACUCAACUUCAACAUCUUUAUCUGCCACAGACAUUGGAAAAACAAAGGGUGAUCCUCGUCAUCCUUACGACGGUUCAUUUCUUCGAAACGAUGUUAGAAGCAGUGCUUUCGAAUACAGUGGCGGAUACUCUCCGUCAGCAAAUCCUGAACCCAAGUAGCAGAUAUUCUUUUCCUUUUACAUGAUCUUCCUUUGCUGUAGAUCUCCAGUAUUAUUUAUCAGGGUCCUAAACAUGUAUACGUCGACCACUAAAUGUUACUGCAGUUUGGUAUAAUUAUGCUUGAUUCAAUAAGAUAGUACUUGGUUACUUACUGAGCAGCAUAGCUCAUAUCUUUUUAUCUAUUUUUUCCUAUAGAUGACUACAACUAGUAGGAGCAAGGAGCUUGAUGUUAUUCAGGAUUGGGGUAAUUGAAAAUGAUAUGUAAUAUUCAAAUUUUAGAAGCUCUGUACUGCUCCAAUUUCAUAAAAAAUGUUAUGACAUUUGUAAA